CCGCGAUUAUUCUUGCUCUAUUUCCCCUACAUGAUUAAGAAAAAAAUUAAUCUGUCAAUCCACUGACUCCUUCGGGACUUGAUGACUCCAAUUUUUGUAUUCACACUAUGAUCUCAACCUCCAAUAUCUCUCACAUCCCGCUACUCCUCCACGGCUACCUCAGCUAACGCCUCGCCAAAAGCAGUCCCAAUGGCGCCGGAUCCCACUCCGGUCACCGAACCGUUCCCCAUCUCGCAUAUCGCAGGCCGCUAUCUCCUGUUCGACAUCAACGCCAUCAGCCACGCGCGCCGGCACCAUAACAUCUGCGGCGUGCUCAUCGGCACGCUCCCCAAUCUCAGCCAGCAAAAUGUCUUCCUCGGCAUCCCACUCGAGCUUAUGCCCGAGGAGGCGCGCGUCCUGGUAGAACGGGGCCAUGCGUAUAUCGUGGAUGACGUGCGGGCGCACAGGAAGGGGUGCUUGGAGAUGAGUAGGGAUGAGAGGCUGAAGUAUUUGAGGGAGAUGGAUAGGCAGGGGCUAGAGUUUGCGAAGGGGGUGAGGGAGAAGGCGGAGGAGAGAGCUGAGCGGGCAUUGAGGGAAAAGGGAUUGGUGGGGAGGAGGGGCAAGGAGGAGAGUGAGGCUCCGCAAGAAAGUGCUGAUGCUGAGGGGGUAUCUACCUCUAACUCGCUGUUGGAUUCCACGCCGUCUACGUCCCCCUCUGUCGCUGUGCCCGAGAAGAAGCUCGAACCACAUUUCAUCACGCCAACAACCUCCUACCCACCGCUUUCUCCACCCUCAACAGACGCCGCACUCCCUCUUCCAUCCGUCCCCAAGAGCUACCCACUCUUCCGCUAUCUUAACUCGCGCGGCUACUUCGCGAUGCCCGGUCUGCGCUUCGGCUGCAACUACUCCGUCUAUCCGGGUGACCCACUCCGCUUCCACAGCCACUUUCUAGCAACAGGCCUCGAUUGGGACGAAGAGUUCGAGCUUCUCGACAUCGUUGGAGGAGGAAGGCUGGGCACAGGCGUGAAGAAGGCCUAUCUUAUUGGCGGGGAAGAUCCGGAGGCAACGCCUGCUGAAGAAGAGGAGCAGGACGGUGCUUCUGCGAAGCCGGUGCGAGCAUUCUCCAUCGAAUGGGCAGGCUUUUGAGAUGAUCCACUGUGCCAGCACAAUUAGAAGCCUAAGGAUCUUCAGCUGCCUAUUCCAACGCAGAAUUUUUUCUGCUAGAGGCCCUCACGUGCUUCAACCCCUACCUCGACCUGUUCCCUCGCAUACAUUGGGCGCGCUUUUUCAGGUGCAAGACAUAUAAUCACAUUAGCAAUCCACAAAUUGACAAGAAACGGCUCCAGCCCAACUGCUUGGCAAGAGAUAAAUGAAGACCGAGUGCCACCAACAUUGAAUUUAUAUCUACAUACAUCGCUUUGAUUUCGUACACCGAUAUCUUUGCAAGGACCUAAUGCAAAACCAAGGCAUGCAUCCAUUUCAAAAGUUAUGGGAAUCUGCAAAACACGCCAUAAGCAGAAAGAAGCUCGGUUGUACCUCAUAUGGACUACCAAGACAUGUAUAUAU
Trematosphaeria pertusa is the source of this 1545-nucleotide messenger RNA. RefSeq names its product SEN34 subunit of tRNA-splicing endonuclease. Gene Ontology annotation, cellular component: tRNA-intron endonuclease complex. The coding region runs from base 190 to 1125 and encodes 311 amino acids. Lineage: Eukaryota; Fungi; Ascomycota; Dothideomycetes; Pleosporales; Trematosphaeriaceae. Gene Ontology annotation, biological process: tRNA splicing, via endonucleolytic cleavage and ligation; tRNA-type intron splice site recognition and cleavage. The record is from RefSeq and is a predicted model, not a curated record. Gene Ontology annotation, molecular function: nucleic acid binding; tRNA-intron lyase activity. The transcript has a single exon.